AUGGUUGUCGAUUAUGUGCCUAAAGAUUUGGUACGCGACAUCUUAUUAAGAUUACCCGGCAAAAGUUUCAUCAGAUUCAGGAGUGUUUGCAAAUCAUGGUGUGCUCUCUUUUCUGAUUCUAAUUUUAUAUAUAAAACCCUACUCUCUCAUUCUGAAGAUUUGAAUCCCAAUCUCCGUGUCCUUGUCAAAUCUGAGAAACGUUUGGAUUUUGUUUUCUUCUUCCUAUCAUCUGAUAGAUUUGCCAUGUCUACAACUCAGGAGAUCCCAUACCCAAGAGAUAUAAUUGAUAAAUCUUCUUCAUUCAUUGACAUCGUGGGUUCUUGUAGUAAUGGCUUAAUUUGUCUUCGCGAUGAAAGUAAUAUUAUUUUGUGGAACCCCAAAACCUCUGAGACUAAGAUGCUACCUCAAUCCAAUCUUCUUCAUCCUCCUCAUACUUUUAUUUCAUUGGGAAUUUUAGAAUUUGGAUUUGACAAGAGAACCAGUGACUACAAAGUUCUCAGGAUUUUUUGUUAUUUAAAUCCUCCUGAUCAAUCCAUUGAUUACAUAGUGGAGAUUUAUAGCCUCAGGGAUGAUUCAUGGAGAAAAAUUGAUUUCUGUUUGAACGAUUGGCAAUUGCUCUGUCAUAAACAUGAUACUGUCUAUUAUUAUUACUCUAGAGGUCAUACUGGUGCAGAUGGUGUAUUUCAUUGGUGGGCAAGAGAUAUUAACAGGAAUUAUGCAAUUGUUUCAUUUGACUUGAGCAAUGAGGUUAUCAAAACGACAGCUCUACCAGAAGGUAUUGGAUAUUCUUGCUGCAGAACAUUGUUCUCGUUGAAUGAUUAUGUUGCUUUCUCCCACUGUAACGAUGGUAAUCAAGUUGAGUUGUGGGUAUUGCUUGAAUAUGGUGUUAAAGAAUCUUGGACCAAAUUAUACACCAUACCAUGCCCUCAAAAUUUGUGUCAGCCAGUAGGAUUUUCAAGCAAUGGCGAGCUAUUUUUUUCAACUUGGACAGGGCAGCUGAUUGUUUGGAAUCCUGUUACUAAAGCAAUUGUCCAUGUUAAAGUUGAUGGAGUACCGCAGAUUUCCAAGCGGUCAGUUACGUGGAGUCCCAUGUUCCUCUUCCAUUGA
Messenger RNA from Manihot esculenta (cassava), 1107 nucleotides. RefSeq names its product F-box protein CPR1. The transcript has a single exon. The record is from RefSeq and is a predicted model, not a curated record. Bases 1 to 1107 code for a protein of 368 amino acids. NCBI's taxonomy places the organism in Eukaryota, Viridiplantae, Streptophyta, Magnoliopsida, Malpighiales, Euphorbiaceae. Gene Ontology annotation, molecular function: protein binding.